Molecule: messenger RNA, 540 nt
Organism: Carya illinoinensis
Lineage: Eukaryota; Viridiplantae; Streptophyta; Magnoliopsida; Fagales; Juglandaceae
Exons: 1
Coding region: 1-540 (179 amino acids)
Source: RefSeq, a predicted model, not a curated record
AUGGAAACAUUUAGAAAGGCCCUUGAAUGUUGCUUCUUAAAAGCAAUCCAGACUAGAGGCUCAAGAUACACUUGGGCAAACAAUAGAAGAGGGAGAAGCUUUACCAAAGAAAAGUUAGAUCGAGCUCUAGCAAACCCAACUUGGAAGCAUUUGUUCAAGGAUGGUUGCUGCUCUGUGGAACCGACAGUAAAAUCAGACCACUCUCCACUUGUUGUCUUUAUUGGGAAUAGAAAUUCUUAUGGAAUACUACAUUCAAAAUGCUCCAGGAUGGAAGCAGCAUGGUUACUAAAAGAAGACUGCGCUCAAACUAUAAAGGCGGCUUGGGGAAAAGCAGCUAGUGGUGAAGACCUUUCAACCAUUAUGAAGAGAAGACUUCUCAAUUGCAGGUAUGCUCUAAACACAUGGAAUGCCAAAACAAACAAAAAGAUCCCUGCAGAUAUAAAGGAAAAACUGGUAAAACUGAAGCACCUGCAAGAAAAUGGAAGAGGGGAGCAUAUAGAUUCUGCUUCAAAUCUGCAAAAGAAAUUGACCAAUCUCUAG